Osmerus eperlanus (European smelt) is the source of this 3665-nucleotide messenger RNA. Its product is annotated as zinc finger protein DPF3-like. The transcript has 10 exons. Bases 9 to 1070 code for a protein of 353 amino acids. Gene Ontology annotation, cellular component: nucleus. Lineage: Eukaryota; Metazoa; Chordata; Actinopteri; Osmeriformes; Osmeridae. The record is from RefSeq and is a predicted model, not a curated record.
CUGAUUGGAUGCUUUUUCGUAGGUUUCCCUCAGAACUGCAAGACGCUCAUAUUGCGUUACAUUGUAGCAAAAUGGCGACUGUCAUUCAGAAUCCACUAAAAGCGUUGGGUGACCAGUUCUACCAGGAGGCCAUUGAGCAGUGCCGCAGCUACAACGCCCGGCUGUGCGCCGAGCGCAGCGUCCGGCUGCCCUUCCUGGACUCCCAGACCGGCGUGGCUCAGAACAACUGCUACAUCUGGAUGGAGCGCCACCAUCGCAGCCCUGGAGUGGCUGCAGGGCAGAUGUAUACGUACCCAGCGCGCUGCUGGAGGAAGAAGAGGCGGCUUCACACCUCUAUGGAUCCUCGCCUGGGCCUGUGUGGUCUGCAGUUGGAUGGUGGUGUGAUGUCGAAAGACUCCCUGCCCAAUCAGAGCACCACCCUGGAGGCUCUGCUACGAGGAGAAGGUCUGGACAAGAGAAACAACUCGAAGGAGGAAGAGAGUCUCUUAGAGAUCCAGAGGGUACUGGAGGCGGAUGCUGCGGAAGAUGCGUUCCACGACGAUGAUGAUUACGAAGUGGACACUCCCAAAAGGAGACACAGAGGCAAAGGCAGGGGUCGAGGUACAGGCCGCCGGAGGACGGAGAGAGAUGACCAGGACAAGCCAUACGUCUGCGACAUCUGUGGGAAGCGCUACAGAAACCGCACAGGGCUGAGCUAUCACUACACCCACUCCCAUCUGGGGGAGAGCAGGGCGACAGAGAGAGGCCCCGGGACCAGGUCACCGUCCACACACCGACCCGACAAACACAAACGCCUGAAGGUUCCGGGCGGGUCCAGCAUCUCCAACAACAGCUGCUCAAACUGCCGGGGCUCCCACAGGAGAGCAGGACACCCGGGCCAGAGAGCCCCCUGCGAGGCCUGCCGGCUCCCUGCAGGGUGCCGGGAGAAGGAGGAGAGGUCCCUGGUGGGGGCAGAGGAGCUGUUUGGCACCACCUCAGAGAGUGACACCUCCACCUUUCACGGCUUCGAGGAUGACGAUCUGGAGGAGCUGCCCUCAAACGGCCACGGCUUGUCCAGCAGACACAGAUAGGACGCACUGUUCCCAUCCAAGGACUAUUUUUUAAUUGGAAGAACCUCUGGCACAAGUCUGCUGCUUCUUUGUCAAUGUUUUUGUUUUGUGGAAAAGAGACAGUUGGCACAAGUGGUGAUGAUGAUUUCAGGACAGAACUGCAAGUGUUAUUUUAUCUACUGAACUUGUAGAAUAAUUUACUGUUGAAUAAUUUAUGAACAUGUUUUUUUUAUUUUUUUUUUAUAACUUUAAAGGAGAAGAGUAACUGACAGUGGUUCUUGAGAAGUGCUCUCCUAGGUUAACAGAAGAAAUAUUUCCCCCUCAUUGGAGCCGAGAGGCAAGAACGAGAUGAACAAAAAACACUGGAAUGCUUGUAAACAUUUGUGUUGCUCCAUUUUGGUUAUUUUGCCAGAGAAUUUUCUUUUUUUUAAUAUAAUUUAUCAAAAAUUCAGACUGAAAUGUUAAACUUGAGAUUGGAAGAGGAAGGAACAUCCUUCCCUCGUGUGGUUGAAGUCACUGGACUCAGAGGUCAGGCUGUGAGAAGGAAUUAAGACAUUGUGCUUUGGGUUUUCUUUUCUCUGGAUUAAAACAAUGUGAAAAUGAAGGAAUGAAUCAGUCGAUGAAAAGAAGCAAGUGGAGGAGGAGGUGUAUGAAGAUUAUUCUAAAAGAGGAGCGUUUGUUAGUCGCAAGGAGCACAGAGCCAUGGCAUGAGGUCCCAGAGGGUCCUGGAGCCAAAGAACCUGCCGGACCUGCCAGCCGGCAGACUAGCCAGCCACCUGCACCCCCACACACCCCUCCUGACUAGCCAGCCACCUGCACCCCCAGACUGCUCCAUGCUACUCAAACCUCCUGUUUUAAAAGUGGUUCCUCACUAAGGAAUAUGGAUCGAUGGAACAUUUGAAAUGACGGUGGACUUACUUUCAUGUCCCCCCCUUUGCCCCGCGCUGUGACCAGGCUGCACUGGUAAAGGCCAAGGCUGGCGUGCGUGUAUGUGCGCCCUGUGCUCCCCUCCUCCUGCUCCUCCAUGCUCUGUUCACCGUGCCCACAGUGACCCAGUGAGACGUCAUCUGCCUGCCUGCCUGCCACACCACCAAGACUCCUCCUGCCCUGACCCCUGCUACAGAGAUGGUGCUGAACCCCACCACUAACACAACUAAACCUGCGUUUAGCUCUCCUCCUAUGAGGCUUCUCCAUGUCUGACACAGACAAACCGUUGGAAAGACCAGAUUGUGAACAUGAUCUUAGUUGUCUUCAUGCUGGUGGUUGUGAUGUGUGUCUGGACAGGCCCCUCUGGUACCAGCUCAGCUGCACUACCUCUACUCAGGCCCCCUGCCCACUCUGCGCCUCCACUGCAUGUCAACACCAAGCCCCGUCCCCCACUUCAAGUGAUUGUACACCAUUGGCCGAGAAGGAUUAAAACUCCUCUGCAGUAAGUUCUGAACAUCCAAUCGGAGGGGAGUGGUGUGUUUGGACUGUCCUGUAGUGUCAACAGAUUUCCUCCCAGCUUUACAGAAACCCUGCAAUAACAACAACCUCAGACACUAGUUCCCCCCCCCCCAGCCAGUGAAUGGGGAAUAUUACAUUUCUGUUUUCUGCUUAUUCAUAUUUCAUUACCACUUAAAUUUUUUUCCCCCAGUGAACUGUGACUUAGUUAUUUUCAAUAGAAUCCGUUUAAAACCAACAUUUGUAAUUAGUGUCAUUUUGUGUCAGACUAAAUGGGGAGCGUGGACAUGGUGUGUUCCCUAGUACAUCUGUUAACUAACAGAUGGGACACUAGUCGAUGUGAAGAUAUCGAGCCAUUUAUUCUGUAACGGAGUCUAGUUCUUUUUAUGAAGUGUAGAAGGUGCCUGAAGACUCAAAAGCUGGACUUUUUAUUGAAGUUGCCGAGUUCUGUGUAUACUGUCAAAUACCUCUGCAUUUUGGUUUUCGCUGCAUUUUGUGUGAACAACGAGAAGCCUAGAUGCAAGCUGACAAUGACACAUGCAGGAGGGAUACUUGGUUGUUGACGUAAAAAAAAAAAAUCACUCACUGUCAUUCUCAACACUGAAUUCCCUCAGGGAUCCCUGUCAUCAACAGUUGAUACCCUUCUCAAGAGAACUAAUUUUUUGGGGUGGGGUUGUCAACAAAAUUCUUGUCUUUUCAUCGGUGACCGAGUUUCCAUGGUGACUUGAGCAAGGUCUGGAGUCGUGGAUGCUUCUGCUCGCUCAGACGAGCACGAGACUAAGAGUUUUGUUCCAUUUCCAAUGUUCUCUUAAAUGAACGGGUCUAGCUUGGAGCACUUCCAUACGAAACAAUGUUCCUCAUGGUUCGUCAGUGAUGUCUGCAUAGUAACAAGUGUCACCAAUUAUGUAAUAGUACAUAGCCUGUAUACCUCGUUGAAGAGUCGAAGACACAGCAAUAGCCCCCCGGAGGUCUCGGUGCUGUCCUCGCCUCUACGUCUGAGACGGCGGGGGCGGGAACGGAGCCACGGAGAGAUGAAGCUGACGCGACCGGCCGUUUCAUCCUCUGCUGUAAAUAGCCUACGUUGAAAUGGAGAGAUUGAAGUCCUUUUGUUUGUUAAACUAUUUUUAUUGUUCUGAAGGAAAAUAAAGAAUGAGAGUCUUUGCUCUGCCUGGA